This is a messenger RNA of Cyprinodon variegatus (sheepshead minnow), 3948 nucleotides long. RefSeq names its product very low-density lipoprotein receptor-like (gene lrp13a). The coding region runs from base 1 to 3948 and encodes 1315 amino acids. Gene Ontology annotation, molecular function: protein binding; calcium ion binding. The record is from RefSeq and is a predicted model, not a curated record. The transcript has 20 exons. NCBI's taxonomy places the organism in Eukaryota, Metazoa, Chordata, Actinopteri, Cyprinodontiformes, Cyprinodontidae.
AUGGCUCAGAAUGCAUCUCCCAUAGAUAUGUCUGUGAUGGGGAUAAAGACUGUGAAGAUGGUUCUGAUGAACAGAAUUGUGACUCUGCAUGUGGUUCGGGAUAACUUUAUCACCAUUUUCAAUAUAUCCCCUAAAACAGAUCAGUUCCAGUGUGCCCAUGGAAAGAAAUGUAUAGACAAGGACCAGGUAUGUGAUGGUGAGUCUCAGUGUCAGGAUCGCUCGGAUGAGGAAAAUUGCCUGAAACAUCCUGAAGACUGUGCUCACCACUGUGACGACAAGAGCCAGUGUCUACCUGCAAGCUUCAUCUGCGAUGGCGAGAAGGACUGUGUUGAUGGCACUGAUGAGGCAAACUGUGCUGACCAUGAGAAGAUGGGGGCAACUGAGAGUCCUGUACAGGUUCCCUCUGGACUGUCUCAUCCUCUCAGGUGUGGUCUUGGCUCCCAGAUGUGUGAAGACAAGUCAGACUGUGUCCAUUACAGAUACGUCUGUGAUGGGGAACCAGACUGUGUUGAUGGCUCUGAUGAGAAGGAUUGUUCUUCAGAAUGUGGAAAUGACCAGUUCCAGUGUGCCCAUGGUAAGAUGUGUAUAGAGAAAAGCAAAGUGUGUGACGGGGUACCACAAUGUCAGGACCAUUCAGAUGAACUUGAAUGUGCAAAGCGCAUGGAGGGCUGUGCUCACAUGUGUGACGACAACAGCCGCUGUGUCCCUGACAGCUUCCUGUGUGAUGGGGAGAAGGACUGUGGUGAUGGCAGUGAUGAGGCAGCCUGUGCUGAUGUUAGGUGUAGCACUUCUGAAUUUAAGUGCGUCAGUGGCCAGUGUGUUCUGGCCUCAAUGCAUUGUGAUGGUCACCCUGACUGCUGGGACCGCUCUGAUGAGGAGGGCUGCACCAAACCACCAGAGUGUACAACCAAACACCGCUGUCCACACAGCAAGGAGUGCCUGGUGCAGGAGUGGAUCUGUGAUGGUGACCAGGACUGCAAAGAUGGCUCGGAUGAAAAGGAUUGCCCUGUGCUUCCAGUCAGCUGUGGAAGCUUCCAGUGGUUAUGUAAAUCAAAGACUUUGUGUAUUCCUGGAGUCUGGAGGUGUGAUGGCAUGAGGGACUGUGAUGACGGUAGUGAUGAGACUGAAUGUGGAACAAAAGCAUGCCCUGCUUACAAGUUCCAGUGUGGAAACCAGGAGUGCUUGGAAUCAGCUCUGGUGUGCAAUGGUGUUACCAACUGUGCUGAUGGUUCAGAUGAGGGAGGCAGCUGCCAGAUGGCCUGUACAGCUGAUGAUGACAACCGCUGCUCACAGGGUUGCUACAGCACACCCCAGGGACCGCGUUGUCUGUGUACAAAAGGGUACAGGCUUAUGGAAGAUAAGCACACAUGUGCUGACAUAGAUGAGUGUGAACCCCAGGCACAACGUGUAUGCAGCCAUCUGUGUAUCAAUACACCUGGGUCAUACCGAUGUGAGUGCCAUCCUGGCUUUAUAAUGGAGGCAGAUGGAUACCAAUGCAAGAUCACAGGUGAACCAUUCCUGUUGAUGUCAGUCCAAACUGAGUUGUACAUGUAUGGCCUGCGCAGUAGAAGCCUUGACAUCUUGGCAUCUUCUGCCCAAAAGGCGAUCUUGUCUAUAGACUAUGACUGGAGGGACCAGAAAGUCUUCUGGGUCAGUGUGGACACAGAAACAAUCAGGUGGUCUUCCAUGGACCAGAAAACUGCAGGAAUCUUGAUUAAAGGUGUCCGGGCCGAUUCUGUAGCUGUGGACUGGCUUGGAAGGAACCUAUACUGGAUUGAUGGUGUGAAUAGUCAAAUAGUUGCUGUCAAACUUCUCAAAACUUCUGUCAAGUCAUUGGACCAAAGUAUCAUCCUGGAGGAAGACUUGGAUCAGCCUCGCUCUUUGGCUCUGCUACCACAAAAAGGGUUAAUGUUUUGGACAGAAAUUGGUAACCUUGUAAAGAUUGAACGUGCUGGAAUGGAUGGGUCUGAGAGAAAGGCAGUGGUAAACUCUAGCUUGGGCUGGCCAGGUGGCAUUGCAGUGGAUAUGCUUUCAGAAAGGAUUUUCUGGACGGAUGAAAGGCUGGGUGCAAUUGGUUCUGCCACACUGGAUGGUGAUGAAAUUAAGGUCUUCCAGCUGAAGGAAACUACAAAUCCAUUUUCUGUGACGGUAUUCAAUGACCUGCUAUUCUGGUCUGAUGCAAAGAAAAGGGUAGUCCAAGCAGUUGAUAAACUCUCUGGUAAGAACCGACAGGUUAUACUGAAGAGACCAGGACAACCUUUUUCUGUGAAGAUCAUCCACCCUAUAAUUCAGAUGGAUACGGAGAGCCCUUGCAAGAAGAUGGCCUGUUCCCAUAUAUGCCUGUUGGCACCUAGACGCAAGGCUGUCUGCAAGUGUCCCCCUGGUCUUUCGCUGGCUGAAGAUGGUCUGACCUGUUCCAGUCUAGUCAAAUCGACAUUCUUGCUGCUCUUGUCACCACCUACUGUGACAAAGAUCUACUUGCAGUCCCAACAAGUGAAUAUAAAAGGCUGGCCUGAACACUUGGCAUUACAGAUCCCCAGCAUUGGCGAGACGAGGCUCUUGGAUUACAGCACUCGUGAGAACACCCUCAUUCUGACGGGUGACGAUACAACUUCAGUUAACUCAUACAAGCUGAAAGACAAAACUUUAGUUGCUCAGGGCCAGCUUCUGAAACUGCUGGAUGACCAAAUCACUGCCGUGGCACUUGACUGGGUAACCCUAAAUGUAUACUGGAGCAGCAACAAACAGACCCGGCUGCAUGUCACUUCAAAAACUGGGGCAUACACAGCCAUUCUCAUUAAAGAGGGGCUCACCGGAGUGAGCUCUAUUGCCCUUCAUCCUCAAACUGGAAAAAUGUGUUUUACUAAUCUAGAUUUAAAAGUUCCUGGCAAAAAUGCUGCAAUAGAAUGUGCUCACAUGGAUGGUGGAGAGCAUAAAGUUGUUUCUAAGCAAGCAUUUCAGCCUGCAUCUCUAGCCUUUUCCAGUAAUGGGGAUACAAUCUACUGGGCUAACACAGGAUCAGGAACAAUUGGCUUGAUAAAGACUGAUGGCUCUGGAUAUCAGGAGCUAGAGGCUGGUGCUGGUCUGAGUGCUGUGGCAAUUGGGGACAACGUGCCAAUCUGGAUGACUGUUGAUGACAUGACAAGACUAUGGUACAGAGAAGAUCAGCAACAGAAGCUAUGGUUUGAGGUUGACUCAAAAGUAAUGGACUUGAAAGCCUUUAAGUCCACCCAGUCAGGUUCCAACCAGUGUGCAAAAAACAAUGGCAACUGUGAGCACCUGUGUCUUGCCACUCCAUCAGGCCGGACAUGCAACUGUGCCCAUGACUUUAUUGCAAAAGAUGCAACCUGCAGCCCCAGUCAAAUCUGCUCACCUGAUACCAGACAAUGUCUGGACCAAACCUGCCUGCCAGCUGAGAAAUUCUGUGAUGGUCAUGCUGACUGCUCUGAUAACUCAGAUGAAAACUGUUCUGGUGUUGAGCAGGGAUCGGGAACCAAAGCAGCUUCUCCUAGAAGUCCUCAAAGCACAUUGUCUCCUCAUACAGUACCCCCAAAGGAGGGGAAAAACUCCCUGGAAGAUGGCAGUGAGAUCAGGAACUUGGAAGCUCAGCAGUGUGACCAGGAUCUUUGCAAUGGGAAUGGAAAGUGUGUUGAAACCAAUGGGGUCAGAACAUGUGAAUGUUUAGAUGGCUACACUGGUGUCUCCUGCCAGGAUGAUGUGAAGAGCAUGCAGGGCCCAAUAAUCUAUGGUGCAGCGGGUCUAUGUGGCAUAAUCGUCAUCAUUGCUGUGAUGGCAGUGGUUCUCAAAAAGAAUGCUGCAUCAAGGAGUACCCCAGAAGCAACAAUGGAUACCAGCAUGUCUGACCUGGAGAAAAAAGUUGAAUCACCCAGCACAAAGAAUGCCCAGGCAGCUUCGGAGAAGGAGGAACCAGUAUCUUCUGUGGAUUAA